Orycteropus afer afer is the source of this 1482-nucleotide messenger RNA. RefSeq names its product src-related kinase lacking C-terminal regulatory tyrosine and N-terminal myristylation sites (gene SRMS). The transcript is spliced from 8 exons. The coding region runs from base 1 to 1482 and encodes 493 amino acids. The record is from RefSeq and is a predicted model, not a curated record. Gene Ontology annotation, cellular component: extrinsic component of cytoplasmic side of plasma membrane. Gene Ontology annotation, molecular function: signaling receptor binding; ATP binding; non-membrane spanning protein tyrosine kinase activity. Gene Ontology annotation, biological process: protein phosphorylation; cell differentiation; innate immune response. NCBI's taxonomy places the organism in Eukaryota, Metazoa, Chordata, Mammalia, Tubulidentata, Orycteropodidae.
AUGGAGCCCUUCUUCAGGAAGCGGCUGACCUUCCUGUCCUUCCUGUGGGACAAGAUCUGGCCAGCAGGCUUGCUGGAGGACUGUGAACCCCAGGUCCUGGACCCUGAGCUCGAGCCCAAGCCCCCUGGCACCGAGCCCAGGGGCCCCACGGUGUCCUCUGAGCAGCUCUUCAUGGUGCUGUGUGACUUCACAGCCCGGUGCGCAGAGGAGCUGAGCGUCAGUCGUGGGGACCGGCUCUUUGCCCUAAAGGAGGAGGGGGCCUACAUCUUCGCCCGCAGGCUCUCGGGGCAGCCCACCACUGGGCUUGUGCCCCUCAUCUGUGUUACUAAGGCCACGCUGGACAUGUUCCUGGACGAACCCUGGUACUUCAGCAGGAUCAACAGGACCGAGGCCCAGCAGCUGCUCCUCUCACCUGCCAACGCACCAGGGGCCUUCCUGGUCCGGCCCAGUGAGAGCAGCCGUGGGGAUUAUUCGCUGUCAGUCCGGGCCCAGGACAAGGUCUGCCACUACCGCAUCGCCACGGCAGCCGAGGGCAGCCUGUACUUGCAGAAGGACCGGCUCUUUCCCAGCCUGGAGGCACUGCUCACCUACUACAAGGCCAACUGGAAGCUGAUCCAGACCCCGCUGCUGCAGCCCUGCGUGCCCCAGAGGCCCCCAGAGCAGGACCAGUGGGAGCGGCCCCGCUCUGAGUUCACCCUGAGGAGGAAGCUGGGCGAAGGCUGCUUUGGGGAGGUGUGGGAAGGCCUGUGGCUGGGCUCCAUGCCAGUGGCGAUCAAGAUCAUUAAAUCAGCCGACAUGAAGCUCACAGACCUCGCCAAGGAGAUCCAGACCCUCAAGAGCCUCAGACACGAGCGGCUGAUCCGGCUGCACGCGGUGUGCUCCUCGGGGGGGCCUGCCUACCUCGUCACCGAGCUCAUGCGCAAGGGGAACCUGCAGGCCUACCUGGGCGGUCCUGAGGGCAAGGCCCUGAGCGUGGCCCACCUGCUGAACUUUGCCUGCCAGGUAGCUGAGGGCAUGGGCUACCUGGAGCAGCAGUGCAUCGUCCACCGAGACCUGGCUGCCAGGAACGUGCUAGUGGGUGAAGACCUCGCCUGCAAGGUGGCUGACUUUGGCCUGGCUCGGCUGCUCAAGGAUGAUAUCUACUCGCCAAGCAGUGGCACCAAGAUCCCUGUCAAGUGGACGGCUCCCGAGGCUGCCAGCUACCGCAUCUACUCUCUGAAGUCAGAUGUCUGGUCCUUUGGCGUCCUGCUGUUUGAGGUCUUCACCUAUGGCCAAUGCCCCUACGAAGGAAUGACCAACCAUGAGACGCUGAGGCAGGUCUCUCGAGGGUACCGCCUGCCUCGCCCGGCAGCCUGCCCUGCCGAGGUGUACGAGCUGAUGUUGGACUGUUGGAAAGGCAGCCCCGAGGAGCGGCCGCCCUUUACGGUGCUGCAGGAGAAGCUGGGUGCCGGCUACAGACGCGUCCACCUGGCCCUCACAUGA